AAGCAUUCGCUGAACACUGCUUUCAGUUUAAUUUUCAACGUUUAUAUCCUUAUCCUCAAAUCCUACAACAUGAAGUUCGUCUGUGCCGUAGUCAUGUUGGCCCUUGCCGCCGAAGUCCAGUCAUCGUUGUUAACAGCUCAGGUUGCACCAGGUGUUUCAUAUGUGGCACCAGCUGUGCCAGGACCCGCUCCAUGGGCUGGCCCUUGGGGUGGUCCAUGGGCAGGUGCCCAUGCCGCCGGUGUGUGGGGUGGAAUUGCUGGACCUUUGGGUCCUGCUGGUCAUGGCCUCUGGGGCCCAGCCGGUCAUGGUGCCUGGGGCCCUGCCGGUCAUGGUGCCUGGGGUGGUUAUCCCGGUAUUUCAUUGAGCCAAGGACCUGGACACGCAGCUGCUCAUGGACCCGGUGUUUAUGUGGCUAAGACCCGUGGAGCCGUUCACACCGCUCCCUUGGCUGGUCAUGUCAACUCAGCCACCUCAGUAAACUUGGCCCCUGCUCCCGGAACCCACUAGAUAACCAUUGGCAUUUCGAACUGAUAAAACCGAUUUAACAAAGUCUGCGCUACAUUAUUUUAUGCUUCAACUUCAAUCCCGUUUUUCCACAUCUAAGGAGUUUCUUUCGGUUUCCUCACGUCCUCCAACACCAACAACCGACUAGCACACACAACUUUUACCAUCUGGUGAAGGAGGCGUUACUGGGUCCAAUGUCUAACAUCAUCAUCCCAAGUCCUGUACACCAAGUCCCAGAACAAUGGCAAUACUCAACAACAACAACAUCUGCGAACAGAACACAAAACUCUACACCCAACUAUGCCCUAUAUCCUCCAACUUCUAUCUUCACUCUUUAACUGUAAAUAUGAAAACAACAAAACAUUGCAACAACAUAAAUCUUAAAAAAAAUGUAAAAACAAAUAUCUUUGAUAGUGUAAUAAAGAUAUUGAAAAUCUUAA
Molecule: messenger RNA, 944 nt
Organism: Musca domestica (house fly)
Lineage: Eukaryota; Metazoa; Arthropoda; Insecta; Diptera; Muscidae
Product: adult cuticle protein 1
Exons: 2
Coding region: 70-507 (145 amino acids)
Source: RefSeq, a predicted model, not a curated record